GGCGGCAAUCGCGAAUCGGUGCGUUGUGUGUGUGAUUGUGUGAGUGUUUAUUUUUUCGUUCUUUCAUCUUCUUCUCCAAGCACGAAGGCCAAUUCUGACGAGGAGACAAUUACAAGUGCGCUUCAUCCAUUUGAAAGCAUUAGAUAAGAUCAAGUACGUGUUUCGUGGCAGCAGCUCCGGCAGCAGCAGCAGCAGCAAUCGCAUCAGGAGUGAAUGGCAUCGAAUGCGGCACUGGGGAAGCUGAUUCUGGCCGCUACAUUUAGCGCGUUUCUCUACUACGUGCUGUGGGUUGCUGUACUGCCGUUCAUCGUGAUCGACGCCAGGGAUGAAAGUUGGAUCUAUGCGCUGUUUCCACCGAUGAAGUUUGCAUUCCUCGUGCCGGCACUGUUCGGUGUGGUGCUGCUCGGCGGACUGUCGGCCUUUUCGCUGUACCAUUUGCGGGACCAUCUCGGAGCGCGAUUUAUCCGACCACAGUAACGCACAGCGACCGUGCCACACCAUGGAGACGUGGCUCGUCAUCGGCAUAUCCGGGGUGACGAACGGCGGCAAGACGACGCUGGCCAAAUCGCUCGAAGCAUACUUUACCGCCCACCUGCACAAAACCUUCUUCAAGGAAAAUCUCAUCCUCAACAAGGUGGUUGCGCUGUGCCAGGACGAUUACUUCCUGCCGGUCGACAGCCCCCGGCACGAGAUGGUGAAGAAGCUCAACCACAUCAACUGGGAGAUUCUCGGCUCGCUCGAUAUGGACCGCAUGUGCCAGGACAUUAUGCAGGUGCUGGGGCAAAAGUUCAUCCUGUACAACUGCCACCAGCUGCGGCGCGCUCGCAGCGACGAGGACAGCGAGAUGGGCGAGCGGGUCGAAUCGAUGGACGAGUUCAAUCUGUUCGCCGACCACUUCCUGAGCAACUUUCUGGCAAAGUACGAUGAAAACGGGACCGGCAGCAGGACGACAAACUUGAUCAAAAAGUCCAAAAACGAAUCGUACCAAAGCAUGAACAUCAAGAUCAACGUGCUGCUGCUGGAGGGCUUUCUGCUGUUCAAUCACUCGUUUACGCGCGAUCUGUGCAGCAUCAAGUUUCACAUCCAUCUGCCGUACGAGCGGUGCUACGCCCGGCGGGUGCAGCGCGUGUACGAUCCGCCGGACGUGGUCGGCUACUUCGAGAUGUGCGUGUGGCCACUGUACGAGAAGCACUAUCGGGAGUUUAAGGGCCGGAAGGACAUCUACGUGCUGAAUGGGGAGAUAGCGCCGGACAGCAUUUUCAACUAUGUGUUAAACAGCAUCAAAGACUUACUGUAGUAGCUGUGGGUAGAGAGUAUAAGUUGGUUGCUCAUAACCAGCAGCAGCAGCAGGUAGAACAGUUGUCGAACAAUUCCAGAGACGGGUUUCAAGAGUUCCUUAACCCCUGUAAGCAGCGACUAGGGUGUAAGCUAUAGAAAUAUAUAUACCAAGAGAGCGAGAACGGUCUCGUAUGGACAUACGCGUUUAAGCCGUGUUCAAAAAGCACGACACCGCGGUACAGUGUAACAACACA
Anopheles coluzzii is the source of this 1532-nucleotide messenger RNA. RefSeq lists its product as uncharacterized. The record is from RefSeq and is a predicted model, not a curated record. Bases 500 to 1297 code for a protein of 265 amino acids. The transcript has 4 exons. NCBI's taxonomy places the organism in Eukaryota, Metazoa, Arthropoda, Insecta, Diptera, Culicidae. Gene Ontology annotation, cellular component: cytoplasm.